Syngnathoides biaculeatus (alligator pipefish) is the source of this 584-nucleotide messenger RNA. It is a transcript of the gene coa4, whose product is annotated as cytochrome c oxidase assembly factor 4 homolog, mitochondrial. The record is from RefSeq and is a predicted model, not a curated record. Bases 192 to 473 code for a protein of 93 amino acids. NCBI's taxonomy places the organism in Eukaryota, Metazoa, Chordata, Actinopteri, Syngnathiformes, Syngnathidae. Gene Ontology annotation, cellular component: mitochondrial intermembrane space. The transcript has 2 exons. Gene Ontology annotation, biological process: mitochondrial respiratory chain complex IV assembly.
AUUUUACUGAGCAACCACGUAGGAAAGAUUUGACUGUUACACUCGGUCCUACGCCUAAAUGUGUCCCCCUACAAACUGUUAACCAUAACCCUUUCUUUUCUUUUCUGAUCAAAAGUUCACGAUUGUGUAUCCAUAUAAUUUUUUUCUUCGAUUAUUGGAAACGCGGAGCCAAUGAAGGAAAAGAUAAGAGCAUGACGUCACCCCCUGCUCACGACCGAAGUGCGAAGAAGAAGAUGACGACGGGCGCCAGCGAUGACGACGGGGAGGCCGAAGACCCGGUGGAGCGAAUGAUCUCUCGCACGGGGUGCGCUGAAUUGCACGAGGCGCUGCAGGACUGCAUGGCCGAGCAUCAGGACUGGCGAGUGUGCCAGAGCCACGUGGGAGCCUUCAAAAAAUGCAUGAGCGACUACCACAAGGCACGGCAGGAACUCUUGAGCCAGGGCCGGCGGACGGGCAAGACCACGUCCACCUGAGCCCGGACCUCAUUUCUGUAUAAUCUGGGUCCGAUCUGUAUUAAACUUGGUUGUAUGCAAACACCUUCAGAUACUUUAAACGCAAUAAAAAAAAAAGUGACUUUAUGAUUA